Messenger RNA from Indicator indicator, 3882 nucleotides. It is a transcript of the gene MAP3K19, whose product is annotated as mitogen-activated protein kinase kinase kinase 19. The transcript has 9 exons. Gene Ontology annotation, molecular function: ATP binding; protein kinase activity. NCBI's taxonomy places the organism in Eukaryota, Metazoa, Chordata, Aves, Piciformes, Indicatoridae. Gene Ontology annotation, biological process: protein phosphorylation. Bases 1 to 3882 code for a protein of 1293 amino acids. The record is from RefSeq and is a predicted model, not a curated record.
AUGAGUUAUGAGGUCUUCCCACGGACUCUGGCUCUGUCAGGGAAAACCCGAGUGGGUAAACGAAGUGUCUUACCGUCUGUGUAUCCGGUGUGCACCGGAGUGUUUCUGGACCUUAAUACAUCUAAGGACAGUAUGUCUGACAACCAGCAAAAGAACAAAAGCAAAAAAGGUCAUGGAAGUGUUGCUGCUCUUCAGAAUGCAGAUAGCAUAAUGAAAGAAAUGCAUCAGUCAUACAAAGCUCUGAGAAAAAAUGACCAAGUAGCACCUGCAUCCAGAGGGUGGCCAGAUCAACAAGUGGCACAUUUUCCAAGUAAAAAUCAGCUAGCAUCAGAGACGAGACAUCACACUUCUUUACCUUUCUUCCUGAAGAGAGUGAGUGUAGGGCAUGGCUUUGACUUCAGCUUUCUGCUACAAGCCUCAUGCCCAGAAUCUAACAUUUCAAAAUCAUUUAUGGAUCUAAAUAAUUUCCAGAUAAUUAAAGCAGAAAUACAACAAAGGCUAAAUAAAACAGUGCUAAAAACCAGGAACAGACCUGAGUUGCAUUUGCCACCAGUGACGUUUCAGCCUGUAAGAAUAAUUCAUCUUGCUCUGCUUGAGGAUAAUAUUGUCAGUGAAAGCACCAAUAUCAGAAAUAUUUUGAAUAUUAUGAACUCUGUUCCUCAGCCUGUAAACCCAGUUACUAAAUUUUCUCAGUAUCGGUUAGGCAAGCUAUUAAAAAGGCACGCUGAAAAGUCAUCACAUCUGAUUGUCACUACUAUUUCUGAUAAGUUCACUCCAGUGAAAGACUUGUACUACUUCAACAUGAGCAACUAUUUUAAGUACCCUAGCAACAAGAAAGAAGAAAGUCAAAGCAAUUUAAAAUGGAGGGAAGCUGACGCAGCUACUAAUACUGAAGGGAAUGAUCAGGUGAAAUACCAGUUUUCAGUGACUUGUAAGAAUGUAGAUCUUAUGGCUCAAGCUGGUUUCUGUGAUUAUAGUCAUGCCUACUUGAGCUCCAGUAAUCCUCUGAUAAACUGUGGAAUAUUUACAGCUCAGGCAACAUUUACAAUGUCAAGCAACAGAGAUGCUUCAGGAACUUGCAAUAAGGAAGGAAGAACAGAGAAUUGCUGUAGAACUGCCUUAGAAGGAGGAAAUGCUGGAGAGAUGAUACUGGAUUAUAGUCCACGUGAGGAUGCUGAGAGUGAGAGCUUUGUACUUGACAAUCAUGAUUUAGAUUCUUCCUGUAAAAUUGAAGUGAUAGAAGCCCACCAUGCCUUAGGAGAUAAUUCAAUAGCUGCAGAAACUCCCAGAGUAGAAGUGAAAGAUCAUACUGGAAACCAGACAGAAAAUAAUAUUUGUCUCUCUGAGUUUGAAAGGGAAAAAGAAACAAUGUCAGAAGUAACUUCAAAAGACCAAGGUGAGCUUGUACAUGUUGUUCAUGUUACAUUCUCUGAACAAGAACCAGCUAGGGAACCACACAUUGCUAAACAACCUGCCACAAAAAAGAGUGUCAUUCGUAGCCUGCCUCCUCAUGUUAGUCAGAGCUUCAACAUUCUUGCUCGCAAAGAAAAUGAAAAAACUAAAAUAAAGAUGAAUAGAAAUAAAUAUACAGAAAAAUCCAAAAUGAAUAGCAAGAUAAAAAUAUCUGAAGACUUAAUUGUUUCUGAUGAGAUUUCCACAAAACAUAAUGCCAAAAGUAAGAUUUGCUCAUCUUUGGACCGACCACAUGUGGAAUCUGAGAAUUCACCAAAGCAUCAACCCUGCCAUCCUCUAGCAGACAAAUACCAUUUUCCUCAGAGUGCUCAGAAACUUAAAAAGCAAAAUUCCUCCUGCAAUUGCAGAAAAUCAGUUAUCUUAAAGAAACCUGAGACUCCACUUCCUCUGCUGUCCACUUCAGGUUUUGUAGAUUUGAAAUACAGUGAUAUGUUCAAGAAAAUAAAUUCAAACGAUCAAGGUCCAGGUAUUUAUGAAAUGUUUGGAACUCCUGUCUACUCCCACAUGCGUGAGCUUGACCAACAUGAGAAUGGAAUUUAUGGAGAUGUUUGUUCUGCUCCAUCUGGGAGAUGCACUGCUAGGACUUGCAGAUCUACCAGCAGUAGAAGGAGAGAGAGCAGCCAAGUAAGAAAUACUCCAAAGAGAGCAUGUUCCAGGUCAAAAAAGACUGUACCUAGCACUAAACAAAAGCAGAAAGAUUUAGUUAUGAAGGCUGGAAGUAUCAAGCUGAGUGACAGUAACACAGAGCAAGAUAACGUAAUAAUUUCAGAUUCAGAUUUUCAAAGAAACACUUCAAGGAGCAUGACAUUGUUUCAUGAAGACACAGAUGAUCAGUUUACGAUUUUAGAAGAGCUUUCACAAUCAACAAAGCAAAAUAAAAGUUUUUCAAAUUCAAACUUAUCAGCUAUAAAAGAAGUUUCUUUGGAGCAGUCUUUAGACAGUCAGGAUGUAUCCAACCCAGAGAGAACCUCCAACUGUAGCCAAAACCUUCACUUCAAAGAUAAAGACUACAGAGAACGUGUUGCUUUAAGUAGCAGUCUUGUAACAACAGACCAGAAUACUUGUGUACCCUAUUGUGAGGUGGAUAUGGAUGGCUGCAAAGGCAUGGAAUCAGAUGAGGCUUCCUUCAAGUCUACAAAUAAAUGUGAAGCAUUGCCCUUUUCAUAUGGACUGGAAUGUCAAUCCUCUACACACACAUCUCACAACAGUGGUUUGGUAAAUGAAUUCACUCAGCCUUCAGUAAUUCAAACAAAAAGUGUUAAAAGCCCCAGUUUCCAGAAAAGUCAAGAUAUUUUGUCCUGUGCAGAUAAUAAGGAUGUGACUGAUGAGUUGCUCUGUUGUCUGGCUGAAGAAUUGCUAAUGCUUGAAGAAAAGGACAUCAGAUCUUCAGAAACAAAAAUUACAGGUUCUAAAAUGCAAAAUACACAUAUUAAAGAAGAAGAAAAUAUGGUGAAUGGAGAUAGACCAAUAGAAAAUAGUGCACUAGAGAAGCAAAGUUAUGCUAAAGCCUUUCUGGCAUCAAAUGAAGAAAGUGACCUGCUAAAUUCUGAGGAAUCUGAUAAAUUACCAGGAAGCAGUUUAACUUACAAAGACCCUGUCACAUGGACAAGAGGUGAAGUCCUUGGAAAGGGAGCCUAUGGCACGGUAUACUGCGGUCUGACAAGCCAUGGACAAUUAAUAGCUGUAAAACAGGUAGUUUUGGAUACAUCUGACCAACUCACUACAGAAAAGGAGUAUCAGAAGCUUCAUGAGGAAGUCAAUCUUUUGAAGACAUUGAAGCAUGUCAAUAUUGUAACAUAUUUAGGAACUUGUCUAGAAGACAACAUUUUAAGCAUUUUCAUGGAGUUUGUUCCCGGUGGCUCAAUUUCUAGUAUUAUUCAUCGUUUUGGUCCAUUGCCAGAAAUUGUCCUUUGUAAAUAUACAACACAAAUUCUACAAGGUGUUGCCUAUUUACAUGACAAUUUUGUGGUACAUAGAGAUAUCAAAGGCAAAAACGUGAUGCUGAUGCCAAAUGGUGUAGUAAAGCUAAUUGACUUUGGCUGUGCCAGGCGUUUAUCUUGGGUAAGCCUCAGUGGCACACAGAGUGAGAUGCUGAAGUCUUUGCAUGGGACUCCAUACUGGAUGGCACCAGAAGUUAUAAAUGAAUCUGGAUAUGGAAGAAAAUCAGACAUCUGGAGCAUUGGCUGCACCGUAUUUGAGAUGGCAACAGGAAAACCACCACUGGCCUCCAUGGAUAGGAUAGCAGCCAUGUUCUACAUUGGGGCCUACAGAGGACUGAUGCCUUCCCUACCUGACCGAUUCUCCAGCUCUGCAGUGGAUUUUGUGCACACAUGCUUAACCAGAGAUCAACAUGAACGCCCUUCUGCUCUGCAGUUGUUGGACCAUCCCUUUGUGAAAGGAAGACAGUGA